Messenger RNA from Paramuricea clavata, 1248 nucleotides. The record is from the annotation of a GenBank genome assembly. NCBI's taxonomy places the organism in Eukaryota, Metazoa, Cnidaria, Anthozoa, Malacalcyonacea, Plexauridae.
AUGGAUGGAUAUAGCUGCACUAUUAAGAUCACACACAACUUAGUUGAUCGUGAAUUGGUGAGUCCUAAAGUAUACUUAGAAAGAGGAACGACACGAACACCUCCAUCAUAUAGGAUAGCAGCAGGUUAUGAAGAUGCAGACAAGAAAAUUGCUAUCUUUGACUCCGACGAUAAGAUAACGAAAACAGAUUUUGUUUCGUCAGGGAGCAUGAGCUACGACAUUGGUAAGUCGCACCUUCUCAUCGUUGUAUGGAAUGUAGUGACACAUGGAACAUUUUUGCCCGGAGAGGGGAAAAAUUCCUUUUAUUUUGCUGUUGUAAAAAAAAAGGAUAUCGACUGGAAAACCUCCUUGAAGACAUGGUACGACUAUGCGCAGAAACAAAUGAAUGACGCUUCGACAACAGGACGUUAUGUUGAACUAAUAAACAAUGCUUCUGACGCGAGCUUUAAUUUUACUAUACAUACUCACAUGACUAAUGAUAAAAACGCCCAGUUAAGCUUGAUUAUCAAUGAUCCGCGCGCAACAUCUGAAACAACCCCAACAACACGUGCUCUUGCUACAGCCAUUGGAAUGAGUGCACUUUUUACUGUAAUGGGAAGUUUGAGCAAAAUGGCGCUAAGGCAUUUACCCACCGAUACCCAAUCAGUUGUAGUAACGGUGCAAAAUGAUUUCGUUCUUACAAGUUUAGAAAAUCCGCAAUGGAGUUUGAAACAGGCCAUUAUUUUUGACUCCAUUCCAUUCGAGAUCCCUGCUCAGGAAGAGCGGCAAAUGACCUUUAAGGUCCCUUUUGGUUAUACCGGAACAAAAAGUAUCUUCGGCAAAACAAAACACUCUGCAAUUUUUGUAAGUUACAGGAUAAAAGGAACUGAACAACGCCUCACUUUUACAAUUUGGUGGGCGAAGAAACUUAAAUUAGGUUCGGAACUUAACCACUAUUCAGUUUCCCUCAUGCGUGGCAGUAUUAGUCCCAGUUUGAUUCAAAAGAUUCUCAAAAAUCGCGGAAGUACCGACGGGUAUGUGGAAAAUGUCUUAGCAGCCACGCAGUACUUGGACUACCAAUGCAGAGAAGACACAUUUGAUAUUAUGCAAGUAGUAAAUGGUGUUCAGUCCAAGGUCGAGAAAAUCGUUCGUAUGGCUGUAACAAUGGGUGAUAGCACUGCCAGCAAUAUGGUAGUAAAUAUCGGGGAAAGGAAAGGAAAUAAACUUGAUAGAAAAGAACCAUUUUUUCAGGCCUGCUAUGAAAAGUAA